Messenger RNA from Octodon degus (degu), 2145 nucleotides. RefSeq names its product serine/threonine kinase 24 (gene Stk24). The record is from RefSeq and is a predicted model, not a curated record. Gene Ontology annotation, molecular function: ATP binding; protein kinase activity. The coding region runs from base 1 to 1269 and encodes 422 amino acids. The transcript is spliced from 11 exons. Gene Ontology annotation, biological process: protein phosphorylation. NCBI's taxonomy places the organism in Eukaryota, Metazoa, Chordata, Mammalia, Rodentia, Octodontidae.
AUGGCAGAGCGCAGGAACCUGAAAGCAGACCCAGAGGAGCUUUUUACAAAACUUGAGAAGAUUGGAAAGGGCUCUUUCGGCGAGGUGUUCAAAGGCAUUGACAAUCGGACUCAGAAGGUGGUUGCCAUAAAAAUCAUCGAUCUGGAAGAAGCUGAGGAUGAGAUAGAAGACAUUCAACAAGAAAUCACAGUGCUGAGUCAGUGUGACAGCCCAUACGUAACCAAAUACUAUGGAUCCUAUCUGAAGGAUACGAAGUUGUGGAUAAUAAUGGAGUAUCUUGGUGGCGGCUCUGCACUGGAUCUGUUAGAACCUGGUCCUUUAGACGAGACUCAGAUCGCUACCAUAUUGAGAGAGAUCCUGAAGGGACUCGAUUACCUGCACUCAGAGAAGAAGAUCCACAGAGAUAUCAAAGCGGCCAAUGUUCUGCUAUCUGAACAUGGAGAGGUGAAGUUGGCUGACUUCGGAGUGGCUGGCCAGCUGACUGAUACCCAGAUAAAGAGGAACACCUUCGUGGGUACCCCUUUCUGGAUGGCGCCCGAGGUCAUCAAACAGUCAGCCUAUGACUCAAAGGCGGACAUCUGGUCCCUGGGCAUCACGGCUAUAGAGCUGGCGAGGGGGGAGCCGCCCCACUCCGAGCUGCAUCCCAUGAAGGUUCUGUUCCUCAUUCCAAAGAACAACCCCCCAACACUGGAGGGAAACUACAGCAAGCCCCUCAAGGAGUUCGUGGAGGCCUGUCUGAACAAGGAGCCAAGCUUCAGACCUACAGCGAAGGAGUUGCUGAAGCACAAGUUCAUCAUUCGCAACGCCAAGAAGACGUCCUAUCUGACUGAGCUCAUCGACAGGUACAAGAGGUGGAAGGCUGAGCAGAGCCACGAUGACUCCAGCUCUGAGGAUUCAGACGCGGAGACAGAUGGCCAGGCAUCAGGGGGCAACGACUCCGGGGAUUGGAUCUUCACUAUCCGAGAGAAGGACCCCAAGAAUCUUGAGAAUGGAGGCCUUCCGCCCUCAGAGUUGGAAAGAAGUAAGAUGAAAGACAUCCCAAAGAGGCCUUUCUCUCAGUGUUUAUCAACAAUUAUUUCUCCCCUGUUUGCAGAGCUAAAGGAGAAGAGUCAGGCAUGUGGGGGGAACUUGGGCUCCAUUGAAGAGCUGCGUGGCGCCAUCUACCUGGCAGAAGAGGCCUGCCCUGGCAUCUCAGACACCAUGGUGGCCCAGCUCGUGCAGCGCUUGCAGAGAUAUUCUCUAAGUGGUGGAGGCACAUCAUCCCACUGAAAUUCCUUUGGCGUUCGGGGUCUUGUUUUUCCUGUUUUCUUCUUCAUCCUCCCUUCUUUUUAAAAGUCAGCGAGAGCCUUUGCCGAUGGUGUGACCAGGGCCGCAACCAGGACAUGGAGCAGCCUCACCGCACCGGAGCUGCGCAAAGCCUCUCGGAUGGGCGGGGAGGGUCAGCUCCUUCAAGUGGUUGUUUUAUUUUUUUACUGUUUUUUAAUUUUAACCAUAGUGCACAUAUUCAAGGAAAGUAUCUUUAAAAACAAAAAACCAACCCUGAAAUGUAUAUUUGGGAUUCUGAUCAGGCAACUGAAGACAUGAAACCUCAGGUAUCCUGCUUCCGUGGCUCGCUCCCCGGGGGCUGAGGCGCGCCCUGGCGGAUGGGUGUACAGAUUUGUAUAUAGCUCGUUUUUACAGAACCCUCUGGCGCGCACAGGGAUCACUGAGCACUCACUGGCCAGGUGCUUCUGUAGAUAGUGUCCGUGGAGUAAAUGUUCGACAGGCCAUAACUUGAGUCUUACUGCCUUGCCUUUAAUACAUGUAAAUUUUGAAAUCUGUGACCAGUGAUUUGGAUUUUAUUUUAUAUUUGCAGGGUUUGCCAUUAAUAAUAAUUAAUGCCCCUCUCGUGGAACACUCCUAUUUGUACCUCAACAGAUGCAAAUUUUCCUCAUUUUCCCUACACCCUUUUGGUACACACAGAAGUUGAUUUCCUUUCUCAUUGAUGGUACUAUUUCUUAGUGUUUAAAUUGGAUCAUCUGUUGCCUCAUGAAGCUUUAAAUUAUUAUUUUAAGUCUUUCCCAGAUGACGCGCUCUCGUCUCACCUCUGUUUGGACCCGUGCCACCACCCGACGUCAUGUCCUCCCCAACACGAUUUCCGUUGCA